AGCCGCGGCGGUCUGGCCGGUAGCUGCUCCACAGCUCAGGAGAACAAAGGGUUACCAGGAUAUGAGCUUUAACAAACACUGAGGCCGGCAACUCGCUGACACUUCCCUCUCUCUCUGUCGGAGAGCUCGAGUUUAGACGUGGAGAAAGUUAGACGGAGGAAAGUAGGAUGGAGAGAACUGACAGGUUGGGAGCAGAGGGGAAGAAAGAGGAGGAGGAAACUGGGACUAGUUUAUUUCACCAUGUCGUGGAGCAGAGGAAGGAUCUGCCUGAUGAAGAUGUGAAGAUCGUGCUACAGCGACUCAUCCUGAUUGGCCGGCUCCCCCACGAUGUCGCUGACAGGACAGAACUGGGAGACCAUUAUGACAGACUCCACUUCCAGUUAAGCAAACAGCACAUAUGGGAUCAGAUGACGGGCCUGCUGCUCGUUUAUCCGACCUGCGUGCUGCACGUCAUCGAGUCGUCCAGGGACGUUCUGCUUUCUGUUCUCAAAGAUCUCAGGGACAUGCAGCUGCAGACAGACGGGUGCCUGAUUGAAGCUGCAAAGGUUGUGUCCAUGGCUCAUGUCCAUCACAGCAGGAUGUUCCAUCAGUGGAGCUACAAGGUGCUGGAUGCAGCUGAUGUGGACCCAGUGAAUGAGGGGUUCGAGGAGGAUGAGGACAGCACAGUGACGCUGGUUUGCAGUCUCCUGUCAGCUCUGCACAAACUGGCCGAGCACCUCGAAAAGCCCAAGAAGACUGUCCCUGGAUCGGUGCCGGACGACGCUCCACAGCUGCUGGUCUCUCAGGAGCUUCCAGGGAAGUUGUUGUCUCGAGACGAGCUCCUGAGUCCACAGCUGCACCUGCAGACGUACGACUCCCCCUUGAACAUCAGCUUGGGCUCUGGACAAGUUAACCGAAGCAGCAGCCUCAACACAGUUUAACCUUUUGGACAAAAGGUCAAAGGUAACAGCUCAUCUCACAUGUUUCAUCGACACUGGACUUAUAAACCCUCGUCAGUUAAAAAACUAAAAAUACAUAUGCAGAUUAAUUUCCACAGGUUCUGAGAUUAUCUACUUCCCCUCUGAAGUAGUUCCACUGUCUGUGAGUGGUGUGGAUGCUUCAGAGCAACAGUGAUAACGAUCCUUGCUGCUGAGUUUUCAGCCACACGAGCUGAUUCCGACUGAAAUAUCUCAAGUAGAAGAAGAGCCAGACGUUCAUGGUCCCCAGAGCAGAGGCACAUCUAGGAUCCUUCUAAACCUGGGGGCCUGAAGGGGGACACAUGUUAAAAUGUUUG
This is a messenger RNA of Hippoglossus stenolepis (Pacific halibut), 1273 nucleotides long. RefSeq names its product testis-expressed protein 47. The record is from RefSeq and is a predicted model, not a curated record. The coding region runs from base 168 to 920 and encodes 250 amino acids. The transcript has 8 exons. NCBI's taxonomy places the organism in Eukaryota, Metazoa, Chordata, Actinopteri, Pleuronectiformes, Pleuronectidae.